GCCCGCGGGUUUUCCGCGCCUGCCGCGGGCGGGGCGGGGGCGGAGUCUGCGACUAUUUCAGGCGGCGCCGGGCUCUGCUGCCACAGCGGCGGCCCGGCCCGGACGCAGCCCGAGCCUGGGUGAUGCUGAAGAUGAUGACCUUCUUCCAAAGCCUGCCAGGCCAGCAGACUGGCCGAGGGGUUCUUGACCUCCCCGGAAGCUCCCAGAAGCUGCCCUCCACCUCAGAGGUGGAAUCGGAGGCCUCCAUGUCAGAGGCCUCUUCUGAGGACCUGGUGCCUCCCCUGGAGGCCAAGGGGGUCCCGGACAGGGACGAAGACGAGGCUAUGAAGAAGAAGAAGAAGAAGAGGCCAAAAGGACUGGCCAACGUGUUCAGCGUCUUCACCAAAGGAAGGAAGAAGAAGGGUCAGCCGGGCCCAGCAGAGCCCGAGGGCCGGCCGGAGUGCCAGCAUGAGCUGGGCGGCCCGCUGCCCACAGUGGAGGAGCUCAAGGCGGACCUGGAGCGCGGGCGGCUGGAGGCGGCGCGGCCGCUGCUGCUGCUGGAGCGCGAGCUGCAGGCGGCGGCGGCGGCGGGCGGCCAGAGCGCCGAGGAGCUGGUGCGGCGCCAGAGCAAGGUGGAGGCGCUGUACGCGCUGCUGCGCGCGCAGGUGCUCGGCCUGCUGCGCCGGCCCCUCGACGCGGCGCCCGAGCGGCUGCGCCAGGCGCUGGCCGUGCUGGCCGAGCAGGAGCGCGAGGACCGCCGCGCGGCCGAGGCGGCGGCGGCGGCGGCGGCGGCGGCGGGGCCCGCGGGGCCCGGGGCCUCGGCGCUGGCGGUCGCGCGCCCCCGGCGCUGGCUGCAGCUGUGGCGGCGCGGCGUGGCCGAGGCGGCCGAGGAGCGCCUGGGCCGCCGGCCGGCCGCGGGCCCCGACGGCCGCUCGGAGGCCGAGCGCACCUUCCUGCACAUGGGCCGCACCAUGAAGGAGGACCUGGAGGCCGUGGUGGAGCGGCUGAAGCCGCUGUUCCCCGCCGAGCUGGACGUGGUGGCCGCCUACGCCGAGAGCUACCACCGGCACUUCGCGGCCCAGCUGGCGGCCAUGGCGCAGUUCGAGCUGUGCGAGCGCGACACCUACAUGCUGCUGGUGUGGGCGCAGAACCUCUACCCCAACGACAUCAUCAACAGCCCCAAGCUGGCCGGAGAGCUGCAGAGAAUGAGGCUGGGGAGCCUCUUGCCCCCCCGGCAGAUCCGGCUGCUGGAGGCCACGUUCCUGUCCAAUGAGAUGGCCAGUGUGAAGGAGCUGAUGGCCCGUGCCCUGGAGCUAGAGAGUCAACGCUGGGCCCGGGAUGUGGCUCCCCAGAGGCUGGACGGCCACUGCCACAGUGAGCUGGCCAUUGACGUCAUCCAGAUCCUCUCCCAGAGCCAGGCCAAGGCCGAGAGCAUUACCCUUGACCUGGGCACGCAGAUAAAGCAGGUGCUGCUGGUAGAGCUGGCCACAUUCCUGAAGAGCUACCAGCGAGCCUUUGAUGAAUUUCUGGAGAGAUGCAAACAGCUGAGAAAUUACAGGGCUAAUGUCAUUGCCAAUAUCAACAACUGCCUGUCCUUCCGGACAGCCAUGCAGCAGAAGUGGCAGACACAGGACCCCCCGGGCUACCUGCUGGCCCCCCUGAGUGAGCUCCAGAGUCACAGCUUUGACAUCCUGCUCCAGAGCCUGUUCGGGGACCUGAAGCCGCUGUUUAAGAGGUUUACGCAGACCCGCUGGGCCGCCCCCGCACAGACCCUGGAGGAAAUCAUCACCACCGUGGGCGAGAGGCUGCCUGAGUUUUUGGAACUCCAUGACUGUUUCCGGGAGGAGCUCAUGGAGGUUGUCCACCUGCACCUGGUGAAGGAGUACAUCAUCCGCCUCAGCAAGCGGAGCCUCGUCCUCAAGACCGCGGAGCAGCAGCAGCAGCUGGCAGGUCACGUCCAGGCCAAUGCCGACCUCAUCGAGUGUUUCUGCACUCAGAACGGCUCCCCAGCGGCCUGGCUGCAUCACGCCCUCCCCAAGCUCGCCGAGAUCAUUCGCCUGCAAGACCCCAGUGCCAUCAAGAUUGAGGUUGCCACUUACGCCACCUGGUACCCUGACUUCAGCAAAGGCCACUUGAGUGCCAUCUUGGCCAUCAAGGGAAACCUGUCGAGCAGUGAGGUCAAGAGCAUCCGAAGCAUCCUGGACGUCAGCACGGGGACGCAUGAGCCCUUCAAGCCCCUAUUUUCGCUUAUAAAAGUUGGUUAGCUUUUC
Messenger RNA from Hyaena hyaena (striped hyena), 2249 nucleotides. It is a transcript of the gene TNFAIP2, whose product is annotated as TNF alpha induced protein 2. Gene Ontology annotation, cellular component: exocyst. Gene Ontology annotation, biological process: exocytosis; exocyst localization. The record is from RefSeq and is a predicted model, not a curated record. The transcript is spliced from 12 exons. NCBI's taxonomy places the organism in Eukaryota, Metazoa, Chordata, Mammalia, Carnivora, Hyaenidae. Gene Ontology annotation, molecular function: SNARE binding. Bases 123 to 2243 code for a protein of 706 amino acids.